Molecule: messenger RNA, 1669 nt
Organism: Sorex fumeus (smoky shrew)
Lineage: Eukaryota; Metazoa; Chordata; Mammalia; Eulipotyphla; Soricidae
Gene: ANKLE1
Product: ankyrin repeat and LEM domain containing 1
Exons: 9
Coding region: 1-1638 (545 amino acids)
Molecular function (GO): endonuclease activity; protein binding
Source: RefSeq, a predicted model, not a curated record
AUGGGCGCCGCCGAGGAGCUGGCGCAGCGGCUGCGGGCGGCGCUGCGGGAAGAGGAGCCCCGGGCCGUGGAACAGCUGCUGCGCCAGGGCGCGGACCCCAACCUGGUGCUGGCGGACGGCGCGGCGGCCGUGCACUUGGCGGCCCGAGCCGGCCACCCGCGCGGGCUGCGCUGCCUGGACGCGCUGCUGCGGCGCGGCGGGGACCCCAACGCACGGUCCGACGAGGCUCUGACACCGCUGCAUGUGGCCGCUGCCUGGGGCUGCCGCCCGGGCCUGGAACUGCUGCUGAGUUGGGGAGCGGACCCCCAGCUGCGUGACCAGGACGGACUCCUCGCGGGAGACCUGGCGGAGCAGCACGGCCAUCACGACUGUGUCCACGUCCUGCGGGAAGCCCCGCACACCCGCACCCGGACCCCGGACCCGGACCCUGCCGAGCCCCAGGAGGGCGAUCCCCAGGGGAUGGGACCAGCUUCCAGCCACAGCACGACCCUAGUCGGGACAGCGGCAGACAGAGGCACCAGCAGGAACGCAGGCCAGGAUACUGGUCGGGGUCUCCCCAGCUGUCUUGCACACACUCAGGCUGUCUCCGACACCAGCUCUGACGAUGCCUCCAUCACGGCGGCCAAGGACUCUGCCCCAGGCCCCUCUCCCCCUGCCAGACCCAUGACCCCCGCCAAGCAGGGGCGCCUGAGUUGCGAGGGGCCUGAGUUGACACAUGCGGGGAGCCCCAAAGUGGAGCUCUGUGCCAGUCUGCAGGCGCUGACCCUGGCCUCCCCUAGCACCGAGUCCUGCCUGGACAGAGCGGUGGCCACCCCGUGGCAGACAGGGGAGAAGGUGGGUGCUGGGGAGCCAUCCCGCGGGUGCUCCCCGGUGGUCCCCCAGUCGGACCUGGAGCUCCUGCAGGGACUGCGGGCGCUGGGGGCCAGCCCUGGCCCGGUCACACCCUUCACCCGGCCACACUACCUUCGGCGCCUGCGCGAAGCCCGGACUGCUCGCGGCCCCAACUUCUCAGGGCACAGCCCGGAGCUGGCGGAGGCCCUGCGGACUGGCCAGAUCCCUGAUGCCCAGGAGGACGAGAACAUUCUGGCGCGGCAGUUUGAGCGGCCAGACCCCAGCAGGCGGUGGCGGGAGGGCGUGGCCAAGGGCAGCUUUACCUACCUGCUGCUGGACCCCAGGGAGACACAGGACCUACUGUCCCAGGCCACCUCCCUGUCCCCUGUGGACCGCCUCAGGACCUUUGUCCGGGCCAUCUUCUACGUGGGUAAAGGGAGCCGGGCCCGGCCCGAUGCCCACCUGUGGGAGGCUCUGAGCCACCGCCGGCGCCCCGUGAAGCAGGCCUCCCCGAAGGUGCUACGGAUCCUGGACAUAUGGGCGAGUGGACGCGGCGUGGUCUCCCUGCACUGCUUUCAGCAUGCCGUGGCGGCCGAGGCGUACACCCGCGAGGCCUGUCUGGUGGCAGCUCUAGGGAUCGGGAUGCUGACGAACCAGAAACAAGGACACUUCUAUGGGGUGGCGGCCAGCUGGCCCCACACCCGGCGCUGCAGGCUGGGUGUGCACCUGCUGCACCGGGCCCUCCUCAUCUUUCUGGCUGAGGGCCAGCGAGAGCUGCGUCCUGAGGACAUCCAGGAGCGUGGCUGAGCGUGCGGAGGCAGUGGGUCUCCAGCCGGCC